AUGAGGAUGCAGUCACUUUAGCAGAACUCUUCCCACGGCUCGCAGUCACAGUCGAGACUUGGAAAAAAAGUCGUCUCUCUUUUAUAUAUAUAUAUUUUUUACUUGCGCACAGUCGGGACCUGUAUGGCCCCAUCGAUCGCCAUGUCAGCACUGACCGCCGGUGUGAAAAGCGAAGACCUCUCCCCCCGAUCGGUGCUCGUCAAUAGAGGCGAAAUGCAGACCAGCCUGAGCCCCGCAGAGGAGACCGGGAAGCCCAAAGUCGCGAUCCUGCCUUUCAGCGUGGAGGCGCUGAUGGCUGACAGGAAGCCCAGCAGAGAGGUGCCAUCUCCGGACGGCGCGGCCGGGACGUCCCAGUCACUGGCGAAGGGGACGCGGAUGGGCGCCUUCGCCGGUCUAGACGCUUCUGUUCCCGCGUUGCCGAUGAACUCUGCGUUUUCUGUCGGCGACAUUAUGAACAUGUCCGACGAUGUGCUGAUUAAACCCGAGAGCCCGGAUAGUCAAGAGAGGACUUCGUGGAUCCAAAGUCCACGUUUCUCCCCGACACCCCCACGACGCUUGAGUCCUCCCGCCUGCCCGCUGCGCAAACACAAGACAAACAGAAAGCCUCGGACUCCGUUCACCACGUCCCAGCUGCUGGCCCUGGAGAGGAAGUUCCGCCAGAAGCAGUACCUCUCCAUCGCGGAGCGCGCGGAGUUCUCCAGCUCCCUCAACCUCACGGAGACCCAGGUGAAAAUCUGGUUCCAGAACAGAAGAGCCAAGGCCAAGCGCCUCCAGGAGGCAGAGCUGGAAAAACUGAAAAUGGCAGCGAAGCCCAUGUUGCCCCCGGCCUUCGGGAUCUCCUUCCCUCUCGGCGCACACGUUCCGGCGUCCUACGCGGGGUCGCACCCGUUCCAGAGGCACUCGCUGCCGGUGUCUCCUGUGGGACUGUACGCCGCGCAUGUGGGAUACAGUAUGUACCACCUGGCUUGACAGUGGUGAGGGGGGGACACUCAAAAGAAAGAGGGCACCAGCAGGACUACGUUUUAAAGAGAGAUUGGGCCCCUUUUGGACCAAUGAUGCGACAAAUGAGAAAAGCAUCCAGGUGGGGAGGUCAGUGUCGCGUCUGGUCAGGGAGGGUGGGAGCAAGGCCUCCUAACGGACCCACUCUGACGACGCUGUGUUCUCUUCCGUUUCGACCUGGCCAGUAAACUCCCACAGUGUGUGUGUGUGUGUCAUUUGUGUCAGAUAAGAUUCUCUGAAGAUGGAUUUUUUUUUCUUUUCCUCUUUUUUUUUUUUUUUUUUUGCAAAUAUGGAAGACGACUUGCAACCUUCAAACGUGUUUUGACCUUAAAGUCAAGUGUGGACAUUAAACAGGGCGUCCAUGACAGCCAGGUGAAAGGUGACAAGCCUUUUUUCCCCAGAGAUCAAGGCGCAGCUUGACAUACUUUUUUUGUACCUACGAACUUUGACUGGGCUUAAAAAAAGACAAGCUGAUGUCAAACUACACUAACAACUCCACAGCUUUGGAAUCGGUAUUUUUCCGUUUUGUUUUCAUGUUUUACUUUCAUAUAAAUGCGCAAUCGCAGCGUCUCACUUAGUCCGUAAAAUCUGGAGAAUCACAGCGUUUGUUUUUAUUCUGUUUUUUUUAAUAACAGCACUGUCUGUUGUUUCAUUGGUUCCCUUAUUUUGGAAGGGGAAAGUGUACUGUAAAGUAAUGUAUAUUUGAAAAAAAAAUAUCCUCAUUUAUAUUCUGAAUAUAUUUGUGACAUAACUUAACAAUAAAUUGUUUAUUCUUUUUUCCCCCAUGUUUUUCGUUUUAAAUUGCGCUUUUCCAUUUUAACUGCAGAAGGUCUGCCUUAAACCUAUUUUAAAUAUAUUUUAGAGCGAUUUAACCGAAAACAAAUUAUGUUUAGGGUUAUAGAGUUUAAACAAGAGAUUUGGGUUAAAAAGCUGAA
Messenger RNA from Xiphophorus maculatus (southern platyfish), 1934 nucleotides. RefSeq names its product msh homeobox 1 (gene msx1a). Gene Ontology annotation, molecular function: DNA-binding transcription factor activity, RNA polymerase II-specific; RNA polymerase II transcription regulatory region sequence-specific DNA binding. Gene Ontology annotation, biological process: embryonic morphogenesis; regulation of transcription by RNA polymerase II. Bases 124 to 969 code for a protein of 281 amino acids. Gene Ontology annotation, cellular component: nucleus. The transcript has 2 exons. Lineage: Eukaryota; Metazoa; Chordata; Actinopteri; Cyprinodontiformes; Poeciliidae. The record is from RefSeq and is a predicted model, not a curated record.